Hibiscus syriacus is the source of this 603-nucleotide messenger RNA. Its product is annotated as glucan endo-1,3-beta-glucosidase 13. The transcript has 4 exons. Bases 55 to 603 code for a protein of 182 amino acids. Lineage: Eukaryota; Viridiplantae; Streptophyta; Magnoliopsida; Malvales; Malvaceae. The record is from RefSeq and is a predicted model, not a curated record.
AGAGGUACGUCGUAAAGUGAAAGAGGUUAGCUGAAGAAGAAAACACCCUGCACCAUGACAAUGGCAGCUCUGGUUCUCAAGUGUUCCCUCUUAUUAAUGGCAGCAACGGGCUGUUGUUGUUUUCUGGUUCCGACGACGGGAACAUCGGUGGAAGAGAAGGCGGAUGCGGCGAUUCCGGUGACGACCCUUUCACCGCCGGAAGGGAACACGACUUUCCUCGACGGUAUAACAUGGUGCGUGGCACGGGCCGGGGUCUCCCAGAUCGACUUGCAGAAUGCGUUGGACUGGGCGUGUGGGCUGGGAAUGACCGAUUGCGGUGCGAUCCAGGAGGCGGGCGAAUGCUACGAGCCCGACACGCUUGUUUCUCAUGCCUCCUACGCCUUCAACAGCUACUACCAACAGAACGGAAACUCCGACAUCUCUUGCAAUUUCGGAGGAACCGCCACUUUAACGAAACACAACCCUAGUUACGGGAAGUGCCUCUAUGCUGCACCAGGAUCUGUUCGGCCGUCAGCAGCACUUCCUCGAUUCGAGUACAAAUGGAGCUUCUUGUGGGUUAAAUUUGUCGGGUGUUUAGUACUGGUUUUUUACAAGGGAAGCUAA